Salvelinus namaycush (lake trout) is the source of this 3265-nucleotide messenger RNA. Its product is annotated as anoctamin-6-like. Gene Ontology annotation, biological process: calcium activated phosphatidylcholine scrambling; calcium activated phosphatidylserine scrambling; chloride transmembrane transport. The record is from RefSeq and is a predicted model, not a curated record. Gene Ontology annotation, cellular component: plasma membrane. NCBI's taxonomy places the organism in Eukaryota, Metazoa, Chordata, Actinopteri, Salmoniformes, Salmonidae. Gene Ontology annotation, molecular function: protein dimerization activity; chloride channel activity. Bases 214 to 2949 code for a protein of 911 amino acids. The transcript is spliced from 20 exons.
AAAAGCAUGCACCGUUUUUUCUUUUGAAACAAUGUUGACAAAUAAAGUUUGUCAACUUUUGGAACACAUGCAGCUCAUUGGCAGUAAUCUACAUGAUGUGUUAUUCCCGCGGUAAAAUUUUCCAGACAACCCUCCACUUUUAACCAUUUAUGACUUGUGAUAUGUGACAGAUUUAUUAAAAUUAGUGAGAACGGGUACAACGACAAUUUUAAAAUGGAUUAUGUGUCCGAAACAGAAUUGGAGGGCGACACGGAGAUAGAGAUGGGUAUGGUAGAUGACGUCGUCUAUUCUCAGGAGUUUUUGCCAACCUUUGAGAGUAUACCUGAGGGGGCAUCAGUGCCCAAAGUGGAGAAGGCUGAGUUCAACGGCAAAUCUGACUCUCUGUUCUUCAAUGAUGGGGUUAGACGGAUCGACUUUGUCUUAGUCUAUGAAGAUGAGGACAUGAAGGAGAUUGACAAAAAUAGAACGUUCCAGAAACGUAAACAACGCAGAGAGUACUUUGAGGCCAGCUUGAUGAAGAUGGGGAUGGAACUAGAGGCUGCCAGAUCUGUGGUAGAUGAGAAGCUGUUGUUCGUCAAGGUGCACAUGCCCUGGGAUGUGCUGUGUACCUACGCCGAGGUCCUCCACAUCAAGCUGCCCAUUCAGCCCAAUGACCUGUCCACCACGUCCUCACCCUUCAACUUCCUCAGCUGCAUCACCAGACACUUCUACCCCAGCGAGGACCUCAUAGCCAAGGAGACGGAGUACUUUACUGCCCCGUUCGAGAAGGACAGGCUGGAGUACUUCUACGUGAAGGACCGGGACCUCUUCUUCACGCCAUCCAUGAGGAGUAGAAUGGCCUACUACAUCCUCAGCCGAGCCCCCUAUGAGGUGCGAGGGAACAUCAAGAAGUUUGGUGUCACAAAGCUGCUCGAUGGGGGGGUGUACAAGGCUGCUUAUCCCCUGCAUGAUUGCAGAUUCAACGUCAGGUCGAAAGAAGAUGAGUGCCCCAAUGAGAGAUACCUCCUGUAUAACGAGUGGGCUCACCCUAAAAGUUUCUAUAAGAUGCAGCCACUUGAUCUCAUAAGAAAGUAUUAUGGGGAGAAGAUUGGAAUUUACUUUGCUUGGCUGGGCUUCUAUACAGCCAUGCUAGCCCUCGCUGCCAUUGUUGGACUUGGCUGUUUCAUUUAUGGGUACACGACUCAAGAAACAAGCACCUGGAGCAAAGAGGUGUGCGACCCUUUGAUUGGAGGAAAUAUUGUGAUGUGUCCGCAGUGUGAUAAGGAGUGCACAUACUGGAGGCUGAACAGCACCUGUGAAUCUUCUAAAAAACUGUGCAUAUUUGAUAACUAUGGGACGCUGGUGUUUGCUGUCUUUAUGGCCAUUUGGGUGACCGUGUUUCUGGAGUUCUGGAAGCGCUACCAAGCAGAACUGGAGUAUGAGUGGGACACCGUGGAGUUCCUGGAGCAGGAGGAGCAACCUCGUCCCGAGUAUGAGGCCAAGUGUAACCACGAGAGAAUCAACCCUGUCACACGGGUAAAAGAGAAAGUACCUUAUACAGCCUGUGGACGGUGUAUAAGAGUGUCUUUAGGAAUCGGGACCGUCUUAUUCUGGAUUGUGUUGAUCCUAGCAUCAGUGGUGGCCAUCAUCGUAUACCGACUGGCAGUGUUCUUCUCAUUUUCGACGAGACUCCAGUCUGACCUAAAGGAGCUCGAACCGUUUAAGGAGUAUGUGACCGCACAAAUGGCCACCUCCGUCACUGCUUCUAUCAUCAGCUUCGUAGUAAUCAUGGUGCUCAACAUCCUGUAUGAGAGGGUUGCCAUCUGGAUCACUGACUUCGAGCUACCAAGGACCAGGACGGAUUAUGAGAACAGUCUGACUCUGAAGAUGUUCCUGUUCCAGUUUGUCAACUACUACUCCUCCUGCUUCUACAUUGCCUUUGCCAAAGGGAAAGUGGUUGGUUACCCUGGGCAACCUGUUUACCUGCUGGGAAAGUACAGGAAUGAGGAGUGUGAUCCAGGAGGAUGCCUGAUUGAGUUGACAACCCAGCUCACUGUCAUCAUGGGCGGUAAAGCCAUCUGGAAUAACAUUCAGGAGGUGUUGCUGCCGUGGAUGAAGAAUUUGAUAUUCCGCUACUGCACACGUGUGGGGUCUGAAAAAGUGAUUCCGCGCUGGGAGCAGGACUAUCAGUUGCAGCCCAUUGGGAAGCUGGGCCUCUUCUAUGAAUACCUGGAGAUGGUGAUCCAGUUUGGUUUUGUGACUCUGUUCGUGGCCUCCUUCCCCCUGGCUCCUGUCCUGGCUCUGGUCAAUAACCUCUUUGAGAUCCGGGUGGACGCCUGGAAGAUCAUCACCCAGUUCCGCCGCAUGGUUCCAGAGAAGGCCCAAGACAUCGGGGCGUGGCAACCCAUUCUCCAAGGUGUCGCCAUCUUGGCUGUGGCAUCAAAUGCCAUGAUCAUUGCCUUCACAUCAGACAUGAUCCCACGAUUGGUUUACUACUGGUCUUUCUCUGUGUAUCCCUAUGGAGACCAUUCCAGUCACACCAUGCAGGGCUACAUCAACAACACGCUCUCUGUGUUCGACAUCCAGGACUUCUCCAACAAGAGCCGGCCCUUGCAAACACCUUACUGGUUCAAUAACAGCACCACCUGCAGAUAUCGAGAUUUCAGAUAUCCACCAGGACACCACAGACAAUAUGAAUACAGUAUCUACUACUGGCAUGUGAUAGCUGCCAAGAUGGCUUUCAUAAUAGUUGUAGAGCACAUUGUAUACCUGACCAAGUUCGUUCUGUCCUACGUGAUCCCGGACGUGCCUUACACAGUGAGGGAACAGAUCAAACGAGAGAAGUACUUGAGCCAGGUCAUCCUUCACGAGACCAACCUCAAACUGGUGACCAAACGCUUAAAGCCUGUCGCUGAUAAGAUACUUAAACACAAUGAGGACAAGGAGGAGGAGAUGGACCUUUACUUUUAAUCUCCGAAACUUUUUCAGAGAAGAGAGAGUCCUGCCUUUGUCAGGACCUACAAUAUUUACAAGUAUUGUGAGCAGCUAAAGAUGUAUUCAAUACAUGUUUUAAUAACUUUAAUUACUAUGAAUUAAUAUUAUUAACAUUAGUAGUAGCUUAAUAGCUUGGUGGGGACUACGACCAACCAAACCAGCCAUGAAGCUCAGCUCUGUUGCUCAGAUCUCUGGAUCUAUUGCAUAUUUAGCACUUUUAUGUCACUGAUUGUUACAUGUACACUGUUACAUUUAAUGUGUCUUGUAUUGUUAAAAUUAGGAUUCAAUGCCA